CGACGCGGAAGAGUUGUCCGCGUCUCAAGUCUCCAAGCAAACGGCCCCAGCAUGGCAACGGCGCGGCUCUGCGUGCUCCUCGUUGCCCUUCGUGCGACUCUGGCGAACGACGCCGGAUUGAGGUACAAACCGGCCACCGAACCCGUCCGGUUAUUCACCGAGGAGGAGCUGAGGAGAUACGACGGCAGCGAGGAGGCGCAACCUGUUUACAUGGCAGUCAAGGGGGUGGUGUUCGAUGUCACCGAAGGAAAAGAGUUUUAUGGUAAAGAUGCUCCAUACAACGCCCUGGUCGGCAAGGACUCCACCCGAGCUGUGGCUAAGAUGUCCCUGGACCCUGCCGACCUGACAUCGGAUACUACAGGCCUCACCGAAGAGCAGCUGAAGUCUCUCGAUAGUAUAUUCGAAGGCACAUACAAAUCAAAGUAUCCCAUUGUGGGCUACACAGCAUCGCGCAUCCUCAACGAGGACGGAAGUCCCAACGAAGACUUCAAACCAGAGGACCAGCCUCAUUUUCAAAUCAAAGAUGAGUUCUAAUCUCAUGUCCCCUGUUUGCAAAUUAUAGUUGUUUCAAAUAGUCUCGUUGUGAAGGAGUUUUUUUUUGUUUUUUUUUGUUUUGUUAGCGUUUGGAAUAUUUUCUCUUUACUUGACCGGAAUCAGAAUGAAAUGUGCCAAGUGCAAUACAUGUAUGAGAGGAGAACAAAAUACAUAUGACAGACACUUUCUAUCCAUAUUUACUUGAACUGAAGGUUUACACGGUUCUUUGUCAGCUAUGAGAGCUUUAAUGUACACAGCCCCUAAGAAACCAUUUCAAUACACGUUGUAACCUUUGUAAGUACGUUUUUAAAUUUUCAAAAUAAUUCAGUUUUUGCUGCUCAAAUACAGAGCAGGAUGACAGAUGUUUCAUUUUUUAGCUCCAUAUAGCUGCAGUGCAUUUUAUCUAAUUGCGGCGAUGCUGUUCUACAUUUGUCGGAGCCAUAAGAACGACCAAAGUUAAAACAUACACAAAGAUUUGAUUUGAUUUAUUUAGUAGAAACAGGUAAUGAAAGUCAGAUGAAUCAAACACCAUCCGCUGACCCAGAAAAAGUGGGAGGGAGGGAGCACACCAGACACAAUCAACUAACCGAACAGCAGCGCUCACAUUUCCUUGAAUUCGAUUUUAGUAGGGUGACCACUAACUUUUGUUUUUUAUUAUCGAUAGCGAUGAAUCAGUUAAUCAUUAAUAAAAUAGUAAAAAAUUUGCAGCCGGAGAGAAAACAAUCUUGGACUUGUUGCUUGAUAAAUCACAUAAGUGAUCAUCAGAAUUGUUGCCGGCUAUUUUCCUGUUACACACUGAUGAAUUGUUUCAGCUCUAUGUGGCUCAUAGUAAUGACCAACAGAAUAUUUAUGUUAUUUAAAACCUGUUCAUCUGCUGCUCUGUAAAUGUUUGCAUGAUCAGAAUCCGUCCCUUUGUUUUCAACCUGGUUGUUGUUGUUGUACAAUUAUCAUUAAAGUCUGUUAAAGUCAAACUUCUUAAGAGUUUGUGUCACUCGAAUUUUCCGCAGUUACAUGCUGCCGUCGGUGUGUUAGCUCGACGCGAUCUUCUUUAUGACCAGCUCAUGUCAUCUACAAACAGGCAACAUAAAUAUC
Molecule: messenger RNA, 1626 nt
Organism: Xiphias gladius (swordfish)
Lineage: Eukaryota; Metazoa; Chordata; Actinopteri; Istiophoriformes; Xiphiidae
Gene: nenf
Product: neudesin neurotrophic factor
Exons: 4
Coding region: 52-534 (160 amino acids)
Cellular component (GO): endomembrane system; membrane
Source: RefSeq, a predicted model, not a curated record